Molecule: messenger RNA, 231 nt
Organism: Pelobates cultripes (western spadefoot toad)
Lineage: Eukaryota; Metazoa; Chordata; Amphibia; Anura; Pelobatidae
Source: the annotation of a GenBank genome assembly
AUGGCAGACCGACAGCACCGGUCCUCAGUUUGCUGGGAACACUGGAUCCAGGGAGAGGCUGACUCCCGGAGUUGCAGUCCCCUGGAGGAGAAAUUGUCGCUCCAGAUGGGGCCUUCUGCGGCGGUGAGUGGGACGGACGGCCACUGCCCUGCUAUCCUGUUUGAUAGUGCCCGGCCGGAGGCCGGGACCGGCGAGGCCCUGUCCCUGUCCCCCCCCCUAGACCGGCGGUGA